Messenger RNA from Rhipicephalus sanguineus (brown dog tick), 4340 nucleotides. RefSeq names its product transcription intermediary factor 1-alpha. The transcript has 20 exons. The record is from RefSeq and is a predicted model, not a curated record. Bases 185 to 3970 code for a protein of 1261 amino acids. Lineage: Eukaryota; Metazoa; Arthropoda; Arachnida; Ixodida; Ixodidae. Gene Ontology annotation, molecular function: protein binding; zinc ion binding.
AUGGCGCAACAUCUCCGGCCCUCGUUGUGGCGGUAGGCUUGGUGCUCUCCCGCUUCUGUCUGCUGCGGUGGCUGUGCGAAGCGAAUGUGUUCGGUAAUUUUUUUCCUGACGUGACUGACGUUCCCCGUGAAUUGUUUUCGUUAGUAAGUGCACUCUAGUUUGGACUGUGGGAACUGAUGCCGAGAUGGAGACGCACGACGGCGCACAGACCACCACCGAACAGGUGACUGGCGGUCCCGCUGAAGACGCCGGACUGGACACGAAGUGUGUAUUUUGUAAGCAGGACGUUUCGGAAACUAGCGAGCCACAGCUACUGCCGUGUCUGCACACCGCCUGCAAGCUAUGCAUCCCGACAGAUCCCACCGUCCGGUGCGCAGAGUGCCAGCAGGAGAUCUCCAGUACGGACGUGAUCAGUCACUUGUUCCUAAUGGAGCACCUGGCUAGCAACAGCGAGGCCAAGACGGGUGAGACAACAGGGACACACACGUGCACAAGCUGCGAGGACAGUGCGACCGCUACAGGCUUCUGCGUGGACUGCCAAGACUGGCUGUGCCAAGCUUGCAUAGAUGCCCACCAGCGCGUCCGCGUCACCAAGGACCACACAAUCCGUGCCAAGGAUGAACUCGAGGGAGACAAGCCGGCCGCUCUCGGUCAAAAGUACAUGUUCUGCGAGAAUCACAAGCAGGAACAACUUAAACUGUACUGCGAGACAUGUGACAAGCUGACAUGUCGUGACUGCCAACUCCAGGAGCACAAAGAUCACAAGUAUCAGUUCAUUUCAUCAGCAUGUGAGCAACAAAAGAGCAACCUUAACGGCUUGCUGGCCAAGAUCCGUGAGAAGCAAUCGUACAUCGAGGGCGCCCGCAACCUGGUGAGCAAACGGCACCACGAAAUCACCCAGCAAGAGCAAAAGGUUACCAGUGACAUCAAAAUGUUCGCUGUCAGGUUCAUCACUGAAAUCAACAAGCGAGGCAAGUUGCUGCUCCAGGAGCUCAACGACAUCUGCAACAAGAAAAAGUUGCAGCUCUCGUCCAAGAAUGAGGAGCUGAUGGCUCUCUCGCUGAAACUCGCACAGUGCCACAAGUUUGCCGAGGCCGCGAUUAACCGUGGAAGCGAUGUGGCACUCGUUUUUAGCAAGAAAACCAUCUGCAAUCAGAUGCGGACGGUGCUGAAGACUCGCUGUGAAAUCCCCAACCCACAGCAUGUGGUGGACAUCAAGUUCCUAUAUGAGGCCGACUUCCUCACAAACUACAUUGGGGACCUGGGUUGCAUCCUGGUCGACCAACAGGCCAUUGUUGGCAACCCACCGUGGUCUGCCUCUGCCAAGGCAGCAGCCCUUAACCAGCAUCGUGGUGGGCCGCCUCCCGACACAGUGUCUUCAGCACAGCAGCAACAGCAGCAGCAACAAACACAACAACAACAACAACAACAGCCUGUCCCCCGGUACCCUGAAGGUUUCCACCCUGCAAUGCCGACUGGCCCAGGGCCUGGACUUUAUCACCAUUUGCCCUAUUCACAGAUGUGGCCGGCUAUGUCGGAGCAGUUCUCUCCGCAGCAGCGGCAGGGACCUAUGGGUGCAGUGCAUGGGAUACCUCCUGGCGUGCGCCCGCCUCCCUAUCCCGGCCCCAACCCGUAUGCGGUGCCGGGAGGGGGCUACCCGGGGGCUCCUCCCCCACAGCUGCGUCAUCUGCUGAACCAGGGCCCCAUGAACCAGAAGGGAGGUGCCAGCAUGGCUGCCCUCAGCCACAUGGCUCGUAUGGGGCCCUCAGCGGCAGGUGGAACGUACACCCUGCAGAAGAGCCCUCAUCCACCACCUCAACAUCCCAGUCAGGCGAUGCGCCCACAGCCAGGCGUGCGGCAGCAGCAUGGCAUGCCGUCACACCAGGCGCUUGCUGCCCAGCAGGCAGCCAUGAUGAGGCAGCAGCAGCUGCAUCACAUGCAACAGCAACAGCAGCAUCACCAACAGCAACAGCAGCAUCACCAGCAGCAGCAGCAGCAACAUCACCAGCAACAGCAGCACCAUCAGCAGCAGCAACAGCAGCAGCAACAUCACCAGCAACAGCAGCACCAUCAGCAGCAGCAGCAACAACAGCAACAGCAACAGCAACAGCAGCAGCAGCAGCAACAACAGAUGCCGACCUCUGCCAGUGUUCCUAUCACUCUUAACUCGAGCAUUACCAUAUCCCCCGUGACUACCGAUAAGUCGAGGCCAGCGCCCGUGAGUGGUCUACCCAGGCCACCGCCGCUGGCACCCGGCGUACAAAUCAUACCACAGCCUGCCCCCAAGGUGAUCAUGUUGGACACGGCAGCCGCUCGAGCAGCGGCCCUCCAGCAACAGCAGAUGCGCAGAGCGUCAAGCUCGCGGGACGGCACGCCUCCCUCCACGAGCCGUCUUCCGUCGCACCUGGUGGCAGGCAGCACGAGCUCGGGGUCUGGUUCGCCACGCCUGCCUGAAACCAGCGUUCUCGAACGAGUCCUCCUAGGAGCUGUCGGGGAUGCGUCUGAUUUGUCUGGCAGGAACAGUGCCAUCACCAUCACGCCUGUGGGGGCAGCGCCCUCUUCCACUUCGUCCUCCUCGUCGUCACGCACUGCGUCCCCAUCGGUGUCCGUGGUGCGCAUCAAGGAGGAGCCAAAGUCGCCUGAGCAGCAGCUGCCCUCGUGCAGCGGUGACGCGGGUCCGUCAUCAAACACGCUGCGCAGCUCAGCAUCGCCAGCCGAGACAGCCGCGGGGCUCGCCUCUAGGUCUCUGAAUGACUUUGCAAAUCGGUCUAUAGGAAACCUACUUCAGUCUACUGGCUCGAAGGACACAAGUCAGGAGAAGGGUUCCCAAGGUGGCCAGCCCCAAGCAGACAGCAGCUGCAGCCCUUCCUCCAUAGCUGAGCCGGUCUGCAGCAGUUCCUCCCGCACCGCAUCUACGGUGUCCGCGUCCACGGCCAACUCGACCACCGUGGCGCCGGCAGGUUCCGGGGGCGUCCAGGACUGCUUCGAGGACCUCUCAACUCUGGAGGAGCUGCUCAAGAUCGGCGACAAGAGCUUCGACUUGCCCGCGCAGGACGCCUCUUCUUCCUCUUCUUCGACCAUGGCCGUGGCCACUAGCAAUGGCCCAACGGCUGCCUCCAACGGUUCUUCUGCAGCGCAGGCCUCGCCUUCCUCGCGCACCCCACCGACACAGAACAGCGGCGGGGGCGACACAGCCAAUGGGACGGGACUGAAGAUAGUAGAGACGCACAGCCUGCAGAGCUCGGACCCAAACGAGGACUGGUGCUCAGUGUGCCACGAUGGCGGCGAGCUGCUUUGUUGUGGCUCCUGUCCGCGUGUCUACCACCUACAGUGCCAUGUGCCCUCCUUGGGGGCAACACCCAGUGAGGACUGGACCUGCCUUCUAUGCCUCGACAUCCUCAAGUGUAACAUUCCUCGGGAGUCAGCGGGCUCCAAGCGAAAGACUCCCGUGGGACUCAGUGGGAGGGAGCUUUUGAUAUGCGAAAGGAUCCUGCUUCACCUGUUCUGCCACGAGUUGAGUGUACCGUUCCACAUUCCUGUCAGUCGAACGGUCCCCAACUACUACAAGGUGAUCACUAAGCCCAUGGAUCUGACGACAAUAAAGCAGAAGCUCUCGCCGUCUCACUUCAAUCACUAUGAGGAUGUGCCCGAGUUCCUUGCGGAUGUCAAGCUCAUCUUCAAGAACUGCUACACCUUCAAUCAUAAGGCUAUUGAUGGUUAUAAAGUAUGGAAUAAAGGCAAUAUCUACAAGGCAUUCGCAAAGGAGUCUCAGGUGUGUCAACAGGCACGAACCCUGGAGCGGGACUUUGAUGCCCUGGUCCAGCAGUUCUUGCCCGAGCACUACGCCGAGCUAAGAGAUGCCCAGCCCGACCCGCAGCCGGGCUAUGAGUCUGACCCCGAGCGCCGCAAGAGGGCCCGCACGUCCUCCACAUCUUCCUCACCUCCUGAGCAGACAGUGAUUCUAUCCUGAUGAUGUACAGAAGCUGGAGAUGCAAAUAUUGCAAGGCUUCCAUGCGUGCUCCCAGUGAAAUAAAGUGAAGCCCUGACAUGUCACUUUCUCGGACACCAAGUUCUGGACACCGAGUUCUGCAACUGUUGCGCUUCCCACCAUUCAACGAACUGAGCCUAUUUAUUGUUUCUUGUAACCGCACAGCAAGUCGGUGAAAAGACAGUGUGUCGUCAGUGUCUUAAGUUGUUCUCCCCCUUCGCAUCGUUUUGUUUUGUCUGGUGUGUGACAUCCUUGCAUUUUUCUCUUCAGGGUCUAGACCAAUCUACAUGCAUAUAUAUGUAUAUAUAUAUACACGCAUAAAUAUAAAAAGGAAAAGUCUUGUUAAACCAAA